GGUCGCUGGAACCCCAAAGGCGUGCUACAAUAAAUCUGCUGGCCAAUUAGCCAUUCGUAAAGCAAACCAAGGUUUCUUCUGCUUCCGGCACAGUGAGGCUCUCUCCCCCCAUAACUCGCUGUAACAAAGGACAAGCUCCUCGCAACAUAAGUCUACGGAUUUGGAAACCAGUUUGGAACCAUCUGUCUACUGCUUUCUAGAAAAAGAGGCAGGCAGGACCAGCAGUAACACCAGAACCGCACUUCACCGCAGUCGGUCCGAACUUUACCGGUACGACUGAGCUCCCCGCUAGCACCGAGUCAUCGAUCUCGCGAGAUGAUGGGUCCUCGAAAGGCACAAACUUCCCCCUUUGCGAGCGCCGAGGUUUUGCUGUCAAAUUCCGGGAGUGCGGAAGUGGCCCCGUGGUGCUGCCUCUAACCGUUCAGAAGUCAACUCCUUUUCUACACGAAAAGCUAGGCCUCAGACCGCUAUGGAUGGGCAGCAAGGGCAACCAAGCCAAGCAUCGCUGGCACUCGCCCAAGCUCACUUCAACAAGGGCGAAUACGCGGAAGCCGAGACGCUGUACUCCGCUUACAUUCGCCAGUGCGCCUGUGCAGGCUCCGAGGGAGCUGCGCCCGGGAGCAAAUGCAGCCCAGAGGACUUGGCUACUGCGUAUAACAACAGGGGGCAAAUCAAGUACUUGAGGGUUGAUUUUUAUGAAGCCAUGGAUGACUACACAUCUGCCAUACGAGUCCAGCCCACGUUCGAAGUUCCGUAUUACAACAGAGGGUUGAUAUUGUAUAGGCUGGGAUACUUUGAUGAUGCUUUGGAAGAUUUCAAGAAGGUAUUAGACUUAAAUCCUGGAUUCCAAGAUGCUACCUUGAGCUUAAAACAGACUAUUCUAGACAAAGAAGAAAAACAAAGAAGAAUUAAUGAAAAAAAUUAUUGAAAGUUUUAGCAUAAUUGAAAUAUUAACUCAUGAUCCUUAUACCUGGCAUCUCGUUGCUUGUAAUGUCAAGUUAGGUGUUGAGCUAUUUCAAUUUAUAUUUAAGGUAGAGAUUCAUUAUUAGCACCGAAAGUUAAGUGAUGUAUUUAAAGUAGUUAAUUUCAGAUUAACUAUGUUGGAUAAGUUGCUUUUUAUAAAGUGUAAAUAAAUAAUACCAAGGUAUAGUGUGUUAUUACAGUAAAAUAUUUAAAGAAGAGUGUGGCAUUUUCUUCAGUAAAACUAUAUUUUUUGUUGUUUUCUAUUCUCAACUUUGUAUUUAAAAAAUUUGGCAUCUACAGAAAAGUUGAAGUACAAUACAACGAACAUCUAUAAACUCUUCACUUGGAUUCGCUAGUUGUUACCAUUGGACCACAUUUGCUUUCUCUCUGUAUUUAAAUAUAUAAAUUUUGCUGAACCAUUUGAAAAGAAGUUGCAGAUAUCCCAAUACUUUACCCCUAUAUGUUUCAGUCUGCAGCUUCUAAGAAUCGAGACAUCCUCCACUGCAGCUGCAAUACCAUUAUAGUACCUCAUAAAAUUAAUAAUUCUAUAAUAUCGUCCAUACCCAGCCCAUGUUCGAAUUUCCCUGAUUGCUUCCGCCGUGUCUCACGUAGCUUUUUAUUUCUGGACCUGGAAUGAAUCAAGUUACGUUGCCUCUUGUUGUUGUACCUCUUUGAGUUCUUCUAAUCUAGAAUAGUUCCCUGCCAUUUUCUCCCCGUGGCAUUCACCUGGCGAGCAAAGCUUUUUUAUACAGCUAAGCUAAAGAGAUGCCACAUUGGGACUUAAAACCAAACAUGUUCUACAUGCGAACAAUUUGAAACCAGUCUAGAUUUUCUCCAGAAAUCAUUGAUAAGAUAGGUUGAUAUUUAAAUACGUAAGUCUUCUGUCUCUGGAUAAUGACAGGAGUUAUCGUCAUCAACAUUUAUUGACUACUCACUACAAGCCAAGUACUCUUCAGACUCUGUGUAAUGAAUUAGGAAUUGGAAGGGAGUGGAUAGAGAGGUGAGGAACUGAGAAAAGCACUUCAUAAACAUAAGGCUUAAAAAAAUCUGAUUUAUUUGGGUGCUGUCAAUAAACAGGCUGAUAAAGCUGUCUAGAAUGGGCAAGAAAGGGGAGACAAGACAAUGCCGUGUCUCCUCUACGUUUUUUGUUUGUUUUUAUUGUUGAGGUUUGACUUUCAAAGAUACAUAUCCUCCAUCUUGGGAUCGCCCACACUGUUUCACUGUUGCCGUGGGAAAAACCGUUUUGGGGUGGCAGUGACCCUUGGGAGGAGAAAGGCCAGGGCAUUUGCCCGGUGGCUUUCGAGGAAGAUGUGCUGUUAGUUCUCCGGCCGGCCCAGAGGCAAGCACCGGAUCAGCCUUAAAGGGUUGUUUCGAGUUCAAGAGGUCUCGUGAAGCAGAAGAAGUCAUUGCCCAGCUUGUAGUUCAUAAACAAUAGCUGACAAAAUACAUGGAGAAUUUGGGCUGCAGGUGAAGGCGUAUUUUUGAAAAGAAGUUUGAAAGGAAACUGAAAGUAUCCAUAUCUCUGGAAUUCUUCACAUUUUCCAGCGUGGCUUCUCUUUCCAUUUGUUGGAAAUGUCUUUAAAACAAUUUGUAAAGUUGCAUUAAAAUGUGAAAAAAAAAA
Herpailurus yagouaroundi (jaguarundi) is the source of this 2584-nucleotide messenger RNA. It is a transcript of the gene TTC32, whose product is annotated as tetratricopeptide repeat domain 32. Lineage: Eukaryota; Metazoa; Chordata; Mammalia; Carnivora; Felidae. The coding region runs from base 470 to 928 and encodes 152 amino acids. The transcript has 3 exons. The record is from RefSeq and is a predicted model, not a curated record. Gene Ontology annotation, molecular function: protein binding.